Messenger RNA from Pochonia chlamydosporia 170, 1683 nucleotides. RefSeq names its product C2 domain-containing protein. The transcript has 2 exons. The record is from RefSeq and is a predicted model, not a curated record. Lineage: Eukaryota; Fungi; Ascomycota; Sordariomycetes; Hypocreales; Clavicipitaceae. Bases 1 to 1683 code for a protein of 560 amino acids.
AUGGCAGGAACUGCAGCCAACUCUAUUCCUUCGCAAAAAGGUAAUACAACAACCGAUGGCGGCAAAAAAUCUCAGCCACAAGGUGGUCUGCCGACGCCCGAGACUACCCCUGAGCCCGACGUUGCUAGAACUGAAGCCGAUAAGGCUAGAAGAGAGAAAGAAGUAGAAGAUGAAAUCAAACGCAUCAUCGGUAGUAAUUCCGAUACCAUUAUUCUUGGAGUUGAGGCGAGUUCAUCUGAAAACGAUCGUAUUCGUGCCUGGCAAAAGCUUGGGUGCAAGAUCCACCCAGAUUAUUGUGGCUAUACGGAUAAGGGGAAGAGCGAAAAAGAGAGGUUGGAGUACAAAAUUAUAAACAAAAAAGCAUUCAAUAAACUUGCAAAAGCUGCUGAAGAACUUGAUGUUGAAGAUAGGUGGAUUAGUCAAGUGAACCUGUGGGAUGGGACCAAAGACCUCCUGGCAGAAUCGCUGGAUGAUGACGGCGGAAGUGAGGCUAGUGGGGACCCUGACUCUGAAAUGAAUGAGGACCCGAUCGCGGAACCCCCUGAGCGAGUGAUUCAGAUUUAUGAACAGGCAACGCCCUUUGUCCAGAAGCUUGCUGAGGAUCCUAAUGAUUCUGACGCCAACAACGGACUUAUGGCGCUAAAUAACGAGAUCUUAGGAGGUAAUAUUGCUCAUAAUGCGCAGUAUGAUGGCCAAGAAAACAUGCAAGUUUCUCAGCAACAAUGGGAAAUUCCAAUAGCCUUUUUCCAGCAACACUACACAAUGAUCCAGAAAGCCUUAGCUCUUGUCAGGGCCAAUCCCAAUGAUGAGGGAGCGAGAAAACAAGCCGAGACAGAACGGGAUCUGAUUAAGCUGCUUGUUCAGAGAAAUCACUUUCCCAAUGCCUGGAUGUUGACGGUCGAGUUACCCGCCAAAACUGUGACGCCACCUCCGCCGGACAGAAGCUCUACAUCUGCCAGCAUCAACUACCCGUGGCCCACACUACCGACUGAUGACGGACUCAUCGUGGGCGUAAGAGAGCGAAAAAUUGGUGGUGCUCUAGUGUGCAUUGAGACCAACAAAGGCGACCGUUUAAUAAGGAGACUCGAGAGCGCUGCGGAUUUCGGACAAGCCAAAGUAGACGAAUACAUGAAAAUGCCAGGCUAUAAAUCGCUAUCCAACACCAACAUAAAGUUAUAUCGCAAGGAUGAGGCCAGACUUAAGAACCUGCAUUGGGUUACAAUGUCAGUAAUCCAGAAUAAGAACACCGCUAAGGGCAAAAUGGAUCCACCAACAUAUUGCUGCGUGGAGCUUGACUCGCAGUUAGAAAUACUCACAUUGUCAAAUGUGUGUAAUGCGCUAGGGAGGAAGAAUGGUCGAGCAGCAAUAGAGAGGGUCUGCGAAGAUCAUGGUAUACCCGCACCAUGGAAUAGGCUGCCACAGAAUACGUACCACAAGUCCGACAGGGACGGACCUAAGAAGCCCGCGGCGGAGAGAUGGGCCGAGGUUGAUUCCUUGGUGGCUCCGGCGCACGGUACAUUCGUCAAUAAUCCCUCGAACGGCGGUGGCUUGACCGACCCCCGUGUUGAUGUAAUGGCCGACAAACUAGACAGGUUGGAAAAGACUGUGGCCAAUUUGGUAGGCGUAUUCCAGAAACUUGCUGAAGGCGGUCGCAUCGAGUCGUCCAUGUUCGUGACUUCGUGA